Carlito syrichta (Philippine tarsier) is the source of this 1096-nucleotide messenger RNA. RefSeq names its product olfactory receptor 13C3. Bases 76 to 1077 code for a protein of 333 amino acids. Gene Ontology annotation, molecular function: G protein-coupled receptor activity; olfactory receptor activity. The record is from RefSeq and is a predicted model, not a curated record. Gene Ontology annotation, cellular component: membrane. The transcript has a single exon. Lineage: Eukaryota; Metazoa; Chordata; Mammalia; Primates; Tarsiidae. Gene Ontology annotation, biological process: G protein-coupled receptor signaling pathway.
CUUCAAGCAAGUACUUCUAAUACAUUCUAAAAGAAUGGUUGUUCAGUUAAUUUGUACCAUUUGUCUUGUCAGUGAAUGUAUUUUUAUGUUAGGUCUUCUUUUGACAUCCUGAAAGUGAAUGACAUGGGUGAAAUUAACCAGACACUUGUGUUAGAAUUUCUUCUUCUGGGUCUUUCUGGAUACCCAAAGAUUGAGCUAAUUUACUUUGCUCUGAUUCUAGUUAUGUACCUAGUGAUUCUAACUGGCAAUAGUGUUCUGAUCAUAGCAAACAUCUUUGACUCUCGUCUCCACACUCCCAUGUACUUCUUCCUGGGCAACCUCGCUUUCCUGGAUAUCUGCUAUACAUCCUCCUCUGUUCCUUCAACAUUGGUGAGCUUAAUCUCAAAGAAAAGAAACAUUUCCUUCUCUGGAUGUGCAGUGCAGAUGUUCUUUGGGUUUGCAAUGGGGUCAACAGAAUGUUUGCUUCUCAGCAUAAUGGCAUUUGACCGCUAUGUGGCAAUCUGUAACCCUCUGAGAUACCCCAUCAUCAUGAGCAAAGUAGUGUAUGUAUUGAUGGCUUCUGUGUCAUGGCUUUCUGGUGGAAUCAACUCAAUUGUGCAAACAUCACUUGCCAUGAGACUACCUUUCUGUGGGAACAAUAUUAUCAAUCAUUUCACAUGUGAAAUAUUAGCUGUUCUCAAGCUAGCUUGUGCGGAUAUAUCCCUCAAUAUUAUCACCAUGAUGAUAUCAAAUAUGGCCUUCCUAGUUCUUCCACUGAUGGUCAUUUCUUCUUCCUAUAUGUUCAUUCUCUACACUAUCUUGAGAAUGAACUCAGCCACAGGAAGACACAAGGCUUUUUCCACCUGCUCAGCUCAUCUGACUGUAGUGAUCAUAUUUUAUGGUACCAUCUUUUUUAUGUAUGCAAAACCCAAGUCUCAAGACCUGAUUGGGGAAGACAAGACACAAACCUCAGACAAGCUCAUUUCUCUGUUUUAUGGGGUAGUGACCCCUAUGCUGAAUCCUAUAAUCUAUAGCUUGAGGAAUAAAGAUGUAAAAGCGGCUGUAAAAUAUCUGCUGAACCAAAAACCUGUUUACUAACAAUACCAGAAAACGUAGG